Molecule: messenger RNA, 4125 nt
Organism: Peromyscus californicus insignis
Lineage: Eukaryota; Metazoa; Chordata; Mammalia; Rodentia; Cricetidae
Gene: Etv5
Product: ETS variant transcription factor 5
Exons: 14
Coding region: 309-1895 (528 amino acids)
Biological process (GO): regulation of transcription by RNA polymerase II; cell differentiation
Cellular component (GO): nucleus
Molecular function (GO): DNA-binding transcription factor activity, RNA polymerase II-specific; sequence-specific DNA binding
Source: RefSeq, a predicted model, not a curated record
CUCCAGAACCCCGAGAGUUAAAUGACACCGACAUGUGCAGCCUGCGGAUGGGGAUUCUGCCCGAACUUCUGCGGGCCUGGCAAGUUGGAGACUGGGCAAGCCGACCCCCAGCCCCCUACUCCCUCCUCUGCGGGCUGAGGGUGCCGGGAGCCUCCUGAGCUGCGGCCUGGAGGGGAGAGAACCGGUGCCGAGACGGCCGAGAGUGAUGCUGGAGCCUCGUGCAGGAUUCGGGGAGGAUCUCUAUACGCCCCCAGAAACUACUCAAUGCUGAAGCCUUUCACCGUGGUACCAGAGACUUUGGAAGCACCAUGGAUGGGUUUUGUGAUCAGCAAGUCCCUUUUAUGGUCCCAGGGAAAUCUCGGUCAGAGGAAUGUCGAGGACGACCUGUGAUUGACAGAAAGAGGAAGUUUUUGGACACGGAUCUGGCUCACGAUUCUGAAGAGUUGUUUCAGGAUCUGAGUCAACUCCAAGAGGCUUGGUUAGCUGAAGCUCAAGUUCCUGAUGAUGAACAAUUUGUCCCAGAUUUCCAGUCUGAUAACUGGUCUCUCCCUGAAGAAGCUGGACCUCAUCAGCUGGCUAGAGCGGGGAUGACAGUGGUGCUUCACGCCCCGCCUCCCACCAAGAUCAAGCGGGAGCUGCAUAGCCCCUCCUCUGAGUUGUCAUCCUGUAGCCACGAGCAGGCUCUUGGUGCUAACUAUGGAGAAAAGUGCCUCUACAAUUACUGUGCCUAUGCUAGGAAGCAUCCCUCUGGGUUCAAGCCAUUAACCCCUCCGACCACUCCUUUGUCACCCACCCAUCAGAAUUCCCUAUUUCCCCCACCUCAGGCAACUCUGCCCACCUCAGCUCUUGCCCCUGGAGCCGGCCCAGUUCAAGGGGUGGGUCCUGCCCCCACCCCUCACUCACUUCCAGAACCCGGAUCACAGCACCAAACAUUUGCGGUCCCCCGGCCACCACAUCAGCCCCUGCAAAUGCCAAAGAUGAUUCCUGAAAGCCAGUAUCCAUCAGAACAGAGAUUUCAGCGGCAGCUGUCCGAACCCUGCCACCCCUUCCCUCCUCAGUCAGGAGUUCCUGGAGAUAACCGCCCUGGCUACCACCGACAGAUGUCAGAGCCUAUUGUCCCCGCAGCUCCCCCACCCCUUCAGGGAUUCAAGCAGGAGUACCAUGACCCACUCUAUGAACAUGGGGUCCCUGGGAUGCCUGGUCCCCCAGCACAUGGGUUCCAGUCACCAAUGGGAAUCAAGCAGGAACCCCGAGAUUACUGCGCGGACUCAGAAGUGCCUAACUGCCAGCCGUCCUACAUGAGGGGAGGGUAUUUCUCCAGCAACCAUGAAGGAUUUCCAUAUGAAAAGGAUCCCAGGCUAUACUUCGAUGACACCUGCGUGGUGCCUGAAAGACUGGAAGGCAAGGUCAAGCAGGAGCCCACCCUCUAUCGAGAGGGGCCCCCGUAUCAGAGACGAGGCUCUCUUCAGCUGUGGCAGUUCCUCGUCACCCUUCUUGAUGACCCAGCCAAUGCCCACUUCAUUGCCUGGACUGGCCGAGGCAUGGAAUUUAAGCUGAUAGAACCCGAGGAGGUUGCUCGGCGUUGGGGCAUCCAGAAGAAUCGGCCAGCCAUGAACUAUGACAAGUUGAGCCGCUCUCUACGCUAUUACUAUGAAAAGGGCAUCAUGCAGAAGGUGGCUGGGGAACGGUAUGUCUACAAAUUUGUCUGUGACCCGGAUGCGCUCUUCUCCAUGGCCUUCCCAGACAAUCAGCGUCCGUUCCUGAAGGCAGAGUCUGAAUGCCCUCUCAACGAGGAGGAUACCCUGCCACUGACUCAUUUUGAAGACAACCCUGCUUACCUCCUGGACAUGGAUCGCUGCAGCAGCCUCCCCUAUGCUGAAGGCUUCGCUUACUAAGUUUCUGAAUGGCUGAGUGGCCAAACCCUAGAGCUAGCAGUCCCCAUUCAGGCAAAUGAGGGCAGUGGUUUUGUUUGUGUUCUUGGCUGUUCCUAAAGCUUGCCCUUUGAGUAUUAUCUGGAGAACCCAAGCCAUCUCUGGAUUGACACCCUUAAAAACAAAUACCUUGGCUAGGGAGUGGGAACAGGGAGAGACAGAAAAACCACCAAGUGGCUGGUGAUUCUGAUGAGAGUCCUGGGAAGAGAUGGAAGUGGAGCCUCCUUGCCAUCAUGGACAAUAUGUGCAGAGCAAUACCUUGUUCAGGUUAGCGCCCAUGAAAGGGGACCGAGUGUACGACAAUCUGCAUUGAGCAUGUACUACUAAAUGCCUUUACAUAGAAGGGCUUUGACUUGCACAAUUCUUUGGAAAGAAACCGCACACCCAUAGGAAAGUGGAAAGGCUGGGUUGGGGAGACUCAGAUUACUAAGGCUUGAAUUUUGCAAAACUCCUGCAUCUCAGUUUGGAAUAUUUCCCCUUAGUCCAGAACCGGGGCGGCCAGGACAGCUGUUACCCACUCCAUGGUUCUCUGACCACAGCUCCUCUCGAGCCUUCCAGCCAGAGUGGUCAACAUGUAGAUCAAGCCCCUCUCCUCCCAGUCACAUGGCUGAGUGUAGAUGGCUUUCGUUUUAGAAGAAAGGUGAUAAACACUUGACAGUAUUUUGUUUUGCUUUGAUUUGGGGGGAUCAUUUUGUUUUGGUGGUUGUUUUGGGGGGAAAAACAGUUUAUAUAAACUGAUUUUUGUAGUUUUGGUAUUUAAAGCAAAAAAAACAAAAACAAAAACUUUUUGGUAACUGCACUAUUAUAUCCCUUACGUAGUCAGGGCCGUGUCCACUUACGAAGACGCUGCAGCUUGAGAGGGGCUUUGCUGGGGCUUCCCUUCGCCAUGUAGAAGUCUGCUCGGUGCCUUGGGCACCAGACAACCUGUUGAAACACUUACACCUGAUUUGUACAUUUUUGAAGUGUGCAGGGCAGCCUGGACACAGCUUAGAUUCCAUGUGUAUAGCUCUCCUUGCUCACUAACUUGCCCUCUCUGGGAAGCAGAUGUACAUACUACAUGUCAUGUCCAUGUAACACCUGGUCACCUGGUGGGACCCUAAUAGACAUCAGUUUCUGUUUUCCUUUUUCUUUCAGUUUUGGACCUUCAACCCUGCAUAAUGGUUCCUUAGGGUCUGAAAUUUGCCUGUCACUGACGGGUAAAACAGUGCUAGCUAGCAUUCUGGCUUCCUGCUACUCUCUUCUUUUUUCAGUUUUUAUUCUGAUUGCUGUAUUAUAUUGGGAAUGUUUUAAACAACCAAACUGAAGCUGUAUGAAAACUGGAUUUGGAGUGGAUGAAAGUCACCAGGAAGUGCCAGCAUCUUGCUGACGCCCAACCUGUUGACGGGAGUCUGUGCUGUCCUUGACACUCCACACACAUGAAGAGUGUUCCUCGUGUUCAGGACACAGAGCUGACUGAGUGUGGGAUGGGCUUUGCUGUCCUACAGUGAGGCACUCCACAGCCCUCUCAUGACCCACAGCACACUCGUGAAGAGGUGCACAGGAAUGAGGGGUGCAUUUUGUAACUGGGGAACUGAGGUUUUCCUCCUGAAAGCUAGUCAGCCCUGAGGUGUCAAGCCUGAAGCUUGGGCCUUAAUGAGCAUUGUACUCUAAUGAAAGGACUUUUUCUAAAGCAUAUUUAUAGCUUUCUAAUCUACACAUAGUCUAUACAUAGAUGCGAAUUUUACCCAGCUGGCUAGAGAUUUAUUUGUUGUAAAUGCUGUAUAGAUUGGUUUUCUGUUUGUCUGUUUGUUUUCUCUUCCUCCCUUUACUUAUACUGGUUUGGGGUUUUUUGUUGUUUUGUUUUUUAAUGAAUUUAUGCUGUUUUACUGGGUAUGAAGAGAACCCUCUGUGACCUGAGCUGCCCCUGCCCUGCUGUGUGACUGCACGGUGCACCGUAAGGGACAUAGGACAGCAGCAGCGUCACUUUGCAUUCCCAUCCGACUCAUGUACCCCCCAGAUAGCUGUUUCCUUCAGGGUGUGGGGGUUCUUUCCUUCAUUUGCUUCUUUUCCAGAGUGUGGAAAGUCUACAGUGCAGAAAGGCUUUAGCCUGCCAGUUGACUUGAGAUACCCCUUCCCCCUGCGCAGGGCUGUGUACAUCCUGCCGAGCUGCGUUAUAUUCUGUACUGUGUACAAUAAAGAAGUUUGCUUUCCUUUA